AUGUCUUCUUCCGAGACUCCGCAGCAUAGGGAAAUACGGCAUGCGCUCCGUCAAAUCCGCAAUGAUAUUGAGAGCCUUGACGCUCAUCAACUUGAUUCCAGCCUUCUGAAGAAAUAUAAAUUAUGCAUGUCACCAGUGGAGCUGGAUGAAAGCUCCAAUGAUAGACCCAUCUUCUUUAAACCAUGCGAUGCCUCUUUACUCCUGGACCCCGACGAUCAAUAUGACGAAGGAAGAUCGGAAUAUACUGACUACGAUUCAUGGGACCCAGAACUUACUGUAGACUCCACAUUGACUGUGCUCGCAGCGUGCUUGACUAUAAUUCCUACUAUGUUUUUGCGAGUUCCCUUGGCAGCAAAGAUUUCAUUCUUAGGAAAACCUGGUCUGGUGUCAGGUAAACUUGCCUCCUCCUCCUCCUCCACCUCCCCCCCACUCCUGCUGUUUUACAGUACUAGACUUGGUUUUUUGACACUUAGGCCAACAGUACCAGCGAUGAGCCUUUCAGAGGGCUAUGGCGCGAUGCAUAUCCUGAAUAUGGAACUAUGAGAGCCGAUCAGGUCAAGGAUCAUUCAUCUCCGCAUAUGAAAGCCAUGCUCUAUAGCAAUUAAGAUGGCAACAACAACAACAUCAACGACGAGCUUCUGCAAGGAGAGAUCCUAG
Molecule: messenger RNA, 657 nt
Organism: Aspergillus eucalypticola CBS 122712
Lineage: Eukaryota; Fungi; Ascomycota; Eurotiomycetes; Eurotiales; Aspergillaceae
Exons: 1
Coding region: 1-543 (180 amino acids)
Source: RefSeq, a predicted model, not a curated record